CGCAGUCCUCCGCUUCCCAAUGCUGGGAUUUACAGGCAUAAACCACUAAGGGCGGUUAUGAUGACCUUGAGCUGCAAGUCUUCCUGCCUCUGCCUCCCAGCUCCACCCCAUAAUGGAUGCUCGGCUAGUUGCUUUUGCGAGGCCUUUGUCUGAAGGAUGCAAAAUCUACGGAUGCUAGCGAGGGGGGGAAGGGGGGAGAGAUUACCUCAUACCAUGUCGCUUGCACCAAUCACCACUCUCCUGUCGCGGCUUCUCUGGGCAGACGGAGGGGUCUGGACCAACAGGAAAAGGCCUUGGCCCAUCCCCAUGGUGACCGAGCUGUAUAUAAGGAGGCGCAUCCGCCCAAGUGCCGCAGGUUCUCUUACAUCGACCGCUUAAGAGUCGCGCUGUAAGAAGCAACACCUCCUCCUCGCCUCCGCCAUCCACCCGGCAGCCGCGAAGCAGCAACCAUGCGUGAGUGUAUCUCCAUCCACGUCGGCCAGGCUGGUGUCCAGAUCGGCAAUGCCUGCUGGGAGCUCUACUGCCUGGAACAUGGCAUCCAGCCUGAUGGCCAGAUGCCAAGCGACAAGACCAUUGGGGGAGGAGAUGACUCCUUCAACACCUUCUUCAGUGAGACAGGAGCUGGCAAGCACGUGCCCCGGGCGGUGUUCGUAGACCUGGAACCCACAGUUAUUGAUGAAGUUCGCACUGGCACCUACCGCCAGCUCUUCCACCCAGAGCAGCUCAUCACAGGCAAGGAAGAUGCUGCCAAUAACUAUGCCCGUGGCCACUACACCAUUGGCAAGGAGAUCAUUGACCUUGUCUUGGACAGAAUUCGCAAGCUGGCUGACCAGUGCACGGGUCUCCAGGGCUUCUUGGUUUUCCACAGCUUUGGUGGGGGAACUGGCUCUGGGUUCACCUCCCUGCUGAUGGAGCGGCUCUCUGUCGACUACGGAAAGAAGUCCAAGCUGGAGUUCUCCAUUUACCCAGCCCCCCAGGUUUCCACUGCUGUGGUUGAGCCCUACAAUUCCAUCCUCACCACCCACACCACCCUGGAGCACUCUGAUUGUGCCUUCAUGGUAGACAAUGAGGCCAUCUAUGACAUCUGUCGUAGAAACCUCGACAUUGAGCGCCCAACCUACACUAACUUAAACAGGUUGAUAGGUCAAAUUGUGUCUUCCAUCACUGCUUCCCUCAGAUUUGAUGGGGCCCUGAAUGUUGAUCUGACAGAAUUCCAGACCAACCUGGUGCCCUACCCUCGCAUCCACUUCCCUCUGGCCACUUAUGCCCCUGUCAUCUCUGCUGAGAAAGCCUACCAUGAACAGCUUUCUGUAGCAGAGAUCACCAAUGCCUGCUUUGAGCCAGCCAACCAGAUGGUGAAAUGUGACCCUCGCCAUGGUAAAUACAUGGCUUGCUGCCUGCUGUACCGUGGUGAUGUGGUCCCCAAAGAUGUCAAUGCUGCCAUUGCCACCAUCAAGACCAAGCGUACCAUCCAGUUUGUGGACUGGUGCCCCACUGGCUUCAAGGUUGGCAUUAAUUACCAGCCUCCCACUGUGGUCCCUGGUGGCGACCUGGCCAAGGUCCAGAGAGCUGUGUGUAUGCUGAGCAACACCACAGCCAUUGCUGAGGCCUGGGCUCGCCUGGAUCACAAGUUUGAUCUGAUGUAUGCCAAGCGUGCCUUUGUGCACUGGUACGUGGGUGAGGGCAUGGAGGAGGGAGAGUUCUCUGAGGCCCGUGAGGACAUGGCUGCCCUAGAGAAGGAUUAUGAGGAGGUUGGUGUGGAUUCUGUGGAGGGUGAGGGUGAGGAAGAAGGAGAGGAAUACUAAAUUAAAUGUCACAAGGUGCUGCUUUCACAGGGAUGUUUAUUCUGGUCCAACAUAGAAAGUUGUGGGCUGAUCAGUUAAUUUGUAUGUGGCAAUGUGUGCUUUCAUACAGUUACUGACUUUAAGUGUGAAUGAUUUGUCAGAGACCCGAGCCGUCCACUUCACUGAUGGGUUUUAAAUAAAAUACUCCCUGUCUUAAA
Rattus norvegicus (Norway rat) is the source of this 2002-nucleotide messenger RNA. NCBI's taxonomy places the organism in Eukaryota, Metazoa, Chordata, Mammalia, Rodentia, Muridae. The record is from RefSeq and is a predicted model, not a curated record.